CAAUUAUCGUGGCCCUCCUCCAGCAACCGCAAUGGACUGCACGUCCCUCCUGCGUUGCCUCUAACCCCCCUCGCUCCUGUUCCCGGCUUGAGUUUCGAUGCCCAGAUCAGUAUUGCUUCUGUGUCCCGUUUUGCCCUGUCGUUGCAGGGUUCUCUUGAAAUCUCCACUCAAUACUUUGACCUCUGUCAGAAAAAUAAUGCCGGGUGCUCGAUAAUCAUUACUACGUUCGAAUAUGGCAACCUAUGAGUCGAGAAAUGAACGCGAUCAACGAGUUGUCAAGAUCUGGGAGGCGUUGGAUACCCGCAGGGAAGGCCAGAUCGAUUUCAAUGGUCUGAAGAAGGGCCUGAAGAAGAUUGAUCAUCCUCUCAAAAAUGCAGAUGGUAUGCUACGUGAGGUGUUGCAGGCGGUUGAUACCAAUGGAGAUGGACGUAUAGACUACGCUGAAUUUCGAGCCUUUGUCGAUUAUGCCGAAAACAAACUCUGGCCGCUAUUUCGGACCAUCGACUUCCAUGAAACGGGCAGAUUCGACAAAGAUGCGCUGAAGUUGGCGUUUGAGAGAUCCGGCGUGACUGUAUCUAGUGCUAGGAUAGACGAGUUUUUUGAGGAUGUCGACAAAAACAAAGAUGGAGUUAUCACAUAUGCAGAGUGGAGGUAUUGCACCCGAUCUUUAAAUGAAAAAGAGACUAUAACUGCGCAACCGACCGCUGAUCGACUUGCUUCAAGGGAUUUUCUUCUUUUCCUUCCCGCCCAUUCGUCAUCCGACCUGCAUGCUGUUCUAUCAUACUUCAAGAUCACGGGAAAUGUAAAUCUGGAUGGAGAUGUCCAGAUGAAUAAACAGGGGGGCUUAGGUACAGCAAAUUCGUUUCCUAGUCAUUAUUUCCAGGCCAUGAGGGAUCUCCUGUACAGCAUCUUCCCAGUAUACGCCCUGACCACCGUUGUGCCAUCAGCUUACGCGGAGACCGGCGGGUGUGCAGAACCGGGGCCCGCACUGCGGAGCGAUGAUAUCGCCCCUUUGGACGCGGAUCUCGAAUUGGAGUGGCUGCCUGUACCCAUGGCUGUCGCUAUAGUGUUGUCCAUCCGAUAUUAUAAACAGAAGUUGACGGAGAACACUCCUCAAUUAGGUUAUUUCGUUGCUGGCGGAAUCGCAGGUGUUGUAUCAAGGACAGCCACCGCUCCUCUCGACCGUCUGAAGGUUUAUCUCAUUGCUCAGUCCGGCGUGAAUAAAGGGGCUGUCCGUGCUGCGAAGGAAGGGGCUACCUUGAAAGCAGCGGGAAGCGCGUCAAAAACAUUAGUCAACGCCGUUAAGGAUUUAUGGCGUGCCGGGGGUAUUCGAAGCCUGUUUGCAGGAAAUGGUCUGAAUGUGAUAAAGGUCAUGCCAGAAUCGGCCAUCAAGUUUGGCGGAUAUGAGUCGGCAAGACGCGCAUUUGCUCGCUUUGAAGGGCACAAUGACCCGAAGAAACUCAAGCCAACAUCACAAUUUCUGUCGGGUGGAAUUGGUGGAAUGGUGGCCCAAUGCUUCGUCUACCCCAUUGAUACCUUGAAGUUUCAGAUGCAAUGUUCAACAGUCGAGGGCGGCUUGAAAGGUAAUCGACUCAUAAUUGCUACCUUCAAGAAAGUGUGGAACAAACAUGGCCUGUAUGGCUUCUUUCGUGGCUUGCCUCUUGGUCUCACGGGAAUGUUCCCUUACGCAGCCAUCGACCUGACUACAUUUGAAUAUCUCAAACGUGCUGUUCUUGCCCGAAAAGCUCGCAAAGACCAUUGUCACGAAGAGGACGUCGUUCUCAGCAAUUUUACCACGGGAGCUAUCGGUGCUGUCAGCGGAGCAUUCAGCGCUUCCGUUGUCUACCCGCUAAAUGUUCUUCGGACCAGACUACAAGCUCAGGGUACCAUCUUGCAUCCUUCGACAUACACUGGUAUCGGCGAUGUUGCUCGCAAGACCGUUCAAGUUGAUGGCUUCCGUGGUCUCUAUCGUGGAAUCACGCCAAAUCUUAUGAAAGUUGCUCCCGCCGUGUCUAUUAGUUGGGUGGCUUAUGAGAACUCGAAAAGAAUUCUCGGGUUGAAAUGAAUUGCAAGACAGGCUGAGAUGCUGCUUCUUUGAGUUCACUGCUAGCCCACUGUUCUGCCCUUUCCAGCCAUACGGUAAAACCGAAGGAUCAUUGCAUUGCCUAUCCUUGAAACAUUUGCUUCUACGCCAUCUAUUUUGUCUAAGGCAUUUUUUUUAUUUAGAAUAUUCACCAAACGCCAAGAUACCCACUAAAGCCAUCGCUGUAAGAAUGGCACAGUUAUUUCACUUGGAUGGAGUCAGUCAAUACCUUUUCACUUCACUGCCACAAUUUUCACACAAGUUUUCUUCACGUACAUAUCUUGCUGUUAUUUGCCUUUGUGUUUUUUACUAUCCCCUUCCAGGAAGCAUCCCCUGGACACGGUUCAUUUUCACCAUUGUGGUCUUAAUACUUCGAUAACCCGCACUUUUGAGAGAGGAAUGCAAAGGCAGAUAGGGAAGUUAUGGAUGUACAACAACAGACAACAUACAUCCCACGAACUAGCAUGGCAAGGCGUCUCGUGGAGAAAUGCACAUUGUGAAAUUAUGGUUACUGUACUCUGUUGAUUUGUCUUUUGUCUUGUUGAAUCAUUGAGUUGUCUUUUGUCUACAAUGGUGUUAACUAGAACAAAGCGGUUCAUGUGUUUUUGACUGCCUAUAUAUGUUUGGACAUGGUGUUGUGCCAUCUUGCCUGUCAAAGCUAUGAAAUUAUAGAUUUUUUGAUUUUUUUUUAUUCUCUGGAUUCAUGAACGAAGAAGCCUCAAGUUAAACAAGACAUGCAUUAAGGCAUUGUUGGAAUGGUAUCUACAAUUUCCCAGCAGCAGCAGCAACAGCAUUCACCUCUUCAUCCUUAGGCAGAAUAUCAGGAACAGGACCGAUAGGUGUGAUCCCAAACUGAUUAAUCUGUACCUGACUCUUCGUAUAAUGCUUCUUGAUAUGUUCAAACUGCGUCGUCUCCCGGAACGCAGGGACAUCCCAGUACAACCUCCUCAACCAACGAUGAAUAGCGGGAUACCCAGAUCGAAUAUCGCGAACAUUACACUUGAAAUGCUGGACAUAAACAGGAUCGAAGCGGGCGAUGGUCACAUAAAGCCUGAUAUCAGCUUCUGUGAUGGUUGAGCCAAAGUAGAAGGCGUUCUCGCCGGAUUCAGCCUGUCGUUUGGCAAGAUGCGCCUCGAUCUUAUCCAGUGAGGAGAAGAGGGUCGUCACGGCCUUCUCAUAUGCUUCUUGGGUGGUUGCGAAACCAGAUUUGUAGACGCCAUUGUUGACGUCGUUGUAGGUCCAGUCGUUUGUGGCAUCGAUUUCGGAGCGCAGGGCGGAUGGGUAGGGGUCGACCGAUUUGUAUUUUUCUGGGAGGAGGUCGUCGAAUUCGUGAUAAAACAUGCGGAUUAUUUCGGAGCUCUGUUGUAUUCAUGGGCAUUUGUUUUUAACAGACAGAUUCUCUUCUAGGAAGCAGGCGGGGAGACGAACCUCAUUGUUAACGAUCUGCUUCGUCUUCUUGUCGUACAACACUGGAACCGUAAAGCGCCCCUUAUACUCCGGAUUAACAGAGAAGUAUAAUUGGCGAAGAUGAGUAAAUUCAGGAUGAAGAGGAUCGGGGACGGCAUUCUCCCCAGGUAAUUUCUCAUCGGGUGUUGCGAACCGCCAUCCUGCCAACAGCAUCAGCAUAGAUACGGACAGGCAUUUAAACAGAAUUAUUCUCACCAUUCUCGCCCAUAUGCCAAUGCACCGCCGUGAACGAUAUGAUGUCCUCAAGACCCUUGAGUUUCCGCGUAAUCAAGGUUCGAUGAGCUGCACGGAAUUAGCAAACCACCAUCUAACGCUCGUAACUACCCAAGACGAAGAAAAAGCCACACACACCCCAAGGGCAAGCAUAGGAUACAUAGAGAUGAUAGCGACCCUUUUCCGGCGGGAACUGCGCGCCAGGUUCUCUGGAGAUCCAGUUGCGGAAUACCGAUGGCAGACGCUUGAAUUCGCCUGUUUUGUCCUUGGGAUCGACCCAGUCGGUAAUUUUUCUGGGAGCUUCGGUCUACAUGAAGUCAAUAUCAUAAUUAGAAUAUUUGCGCAGAAAGAAACGGGGAUAAUACCGUCAUGGUGCGUGAGAAAAUAGCUAUUUGUGCGGGGAUGAUAUAGCUUUCGGGAGUCGAUCCGAAUGUCGCAGGUAUUCUUCUUGCUGCUGAUAAAUAACGAGUGAACAGUUGAAAUCGGAAGGGGGAAAAGAACAUAGGGGCUAG
Messenger RNA from Monascus purpureus, 4275 nucleotides. Lineage: Eukaryota; Fungi; Ascomycota; Eurotiomycetes; Eurotiales; Aspergillaceae. The record is from the annotation of a GenBank genome assembly.